Molecule: messenger RNA, 1392 nt
Organism: Coffea eugenioides
Lineage: Eukaryota; Viridiplantae; Streptophyta; Magnoliopsida; Gentianales; Rubiaceae
Product: probable serine/threonine-protein kinase PBL9
Exons: 6
Coding region: 1-1392 (463 amino acids)
Biological process (GO): protein phosphorylation
Molecular function (GO): ATP binding; protein kinase activity
Source: RefSeq, a predicted model, not a curated record
AUGGCAGAAAAAACACCAUCUUUGCCUGCUUUAGCACCUGCACAAACUGAAAAUCGUGGUUCAUUUCUUGCGCGCAAACAUGUAUGGGGAGGGAUUAUCAUAGUUAUUGUUGCCGUAUUUGUGAUUGGCUGGUUGAUUAUUUGUUACAAGAGGAAGCUUUAUGCAGGCUGUAAGUUACGACGAAACGGCAAAGGUAAGCUGGAUGCGGGAAAGAUGUGGUCAAGAAGAUUUCAGUUAGAAGAACUACAGAAGGCAACUAAUAAUUUUAGCCAAGAUUGCUUGGUUGGUACUGGCGCAUUUGGAAAUGUAUAUAGAGGAUCGUUUGAAGCCGAGGGAGUAUUGGCAAUCAAAAAGCUUCAUCCUUCGUCAUGCACAAGCAUCGAGGAAUUUAGAAAUGGAUCAAGAGCAGAAAAGAUAAUGGUCUAUGAAUAUGUCAGCAAUGGUUCAUUACUUGAUUAUAUCAUGGGAAGGGGAGGAAAGAGCUUAACUUGGAGGCAAAGAGUAAAUAUAGCAAUUGGAGCAGCCAAGGGGAUAGCUCAUCUGCAUGAAGGAGUAAAGCCAAGUAUAAUCCAUCGAGAUAUAAAACCAAGUAACAUCUUAGUAAGCGAGAAUUUUGAGGCUAAGGUCUCAGAUUUUGGCCUUGUUAAAUCAGGUCCUGUGGGGGAUCAAUCACAUGUAAGCAGUCAGGUUAAAGGGACACCAGGGUACCUUGACCCUGCCUACUGUGCAAGCUUCCAUUUAAGUCCUUUUACCGAUGUUUAUAGCUUCGGUGUCAUUCUUCUGCAACUUGUUACUGCUAGACCUGCAGUCGAUUCAUCUAGAAAACACCCUAAUAUUCAUGUUGUUGAUUGGGCGAGGUCUAGCCUGGAGAGAGGAAGAGUUGACGAAAUCAUAGAUGCAAAUCUUCUACUAGAAGAAUGUAACAUGGAGAUAAUGUUGAAGAUGGGACAACUUGGAUUAAGAUGUGUGGUGGAGAUGCCGAAAGAGAAGCCUACAAUGACUCAAGUGUGGCAAGAACUAGAGACAGCUCUUGAUUCAGUAGAAAUCUUUAUGCCUAAACAAUCUUCAUUGUAUUCCGCUGAACUAUCAGGAUUCCGUAGUGGAUCAACUGGUUAUCGGGAUCGCGGAUCGAUUGACAAUGGUCAUUCUCAAAGUUCCAUAAGCAUAGAUGGAAUUGGACUUCAAAAAUUUCAUGUGGACAUGGAUAGUCACUCUCUCCGGAGUUCGAGUUUGACGUGUUUCGAGCACAGCAUUAACAUGGAUGCUGCUGCAAAGAAUCUAAGAGGCAUUGCUGAGGAGAUAAGUAUAAGCAUGGAUGAGGACAAGGUCGCACGGGCAAAUGAAUUCAGCUUAGACUAUGAUGUUAGCAUGAUUUGCCAUUGCCCAUUAUAA